AUGGACAUUCAGAUUGGAAUAACUGAUGAAUUAAAUGUUCAUCAUUUCGUGCUGCUGGUGCCUGUCCUGCUCCUUGUUCUCCAUUCGCUCCUUCUGCUUCCGCACUCCUCGCUCGCUAUUCGACCUACCGAGUCGGAUCGGAUCGACCUCGCCAACGCGACCGAGUCCAACGUCUCUCUCUCGCGGCCUCGCGAAGGAAGCUUCGCCGACAUGAUUGAUCGCGCGCUGGAGCACGAGUUCACCGAGAACGACCAGAACGAAGCGGCUGAUCCGGGAAGCUUCAACAACAGUGUAGCAGAACAACAGGCUGUUCUGGAAACUGUGGCCAGAGUCACUCCAAACAAGAAUGACACAAAAGAUGAAAAGUCAUUUCAACUACAUCAUGUAUUCAAUAGAGGUGAGGAUACCCCUAUGUUGAUAGAUCGAAAGGACAACGUCUUUAUCAUUUCUAACUUUAAGUCCAAGUAUCCGGUGCUCCAGCUAGAUUUACGAUUGAUUUCAGACCUGGUAGUUGCUAUUGUUUCAGCAACUUGUGGUGGCGUUGCAUUUGCUUUUGCUGGACAACCGGUGAUUACUGGAUAUCUUCUAGCUGGCUCCAUAGUUGGACCUGGUGGCUUUAACUUCAUCAGUGAAAUGGUGCAGGUGGAAACAGUGGCACAGUUUGGUGUAAUAUUUCUUCUGUUUGCACUGGGCCUGGAGUUCUCCACAACCAAGCUUCGAGUUGUUCGAGCUGUUGCUAUUCUUGGAGGCCUGCUUCAGAUUUUCCUAUUCAUGUGCAUGUGUGGACUUACUGUAUCGCUAUGUGGUGGUAAAGCUUCAGAAGGGGUUUUCGUUGGUGCUUUCCUUUCCAUGUCUUCAACCGCUGUGGUCUUGAAGUUUUUGAUGGAAAAGAACACCACUAAUGCCCUUCAUGGACAAGUCACAAUUGGGACCCUUAUUUUGCAGGAUUGUGCUGUUGGAUUGCUAUUUGCAUUACUUCCAGUUCUGGGUGGCACAUCCGGUGUUUUUCAGGGAGUGUUAUCAAUGACUAAGCUGCUGGUUACAUUGAUUGCAUUCCUCUCUGUUCUGACUAUAUUGUCUCGCACUUGCCUUCCAUGGUUGCUUAAACUGAUGAUAAGCCUCUCAUCGCAGUGUAGUGAUAAGCUGGGACUAAGUCUAGAACUAGGUUCCUUUGCCGCUGGAGUGAUGAUUGCAACCACUGAUCUGGCUCAACAUACACUAGAGCAAAUUGAACCUAUUCGCAAUCUUUUUGCUGCUCUUUUCCUUGCCAGCAUUGGAAUGCUGAUUCAUGUUCAUUUUCUCUGGAACCAUGUUGAUAUUUUGGUAGCAUCUGUAAUAUUGGUGAUUGUUAUAAAAACAAUCAUAAUUGCAUCUGUUGUUAAAGGAUUUGGUUACAACAACAAGACUUCAAUACUUGUUGGAAUGUCUAUGGCACAGAUAGGAGAAUUCGCUUUUGUUCUUUUAAGUCGUGCUUCAAACCUUCAUCUGGUUGAGGUUAGUGACAAAAGGGAUUUAUCUAUGGGUAAGUUAUAUCUGCUGCUUCUCGGGACCACAGCUCUUAGUCUGGUUACAACUCCUUUACUUUUCAAGCUAAUCCCUGCUGUAGUGCAUCUUGGCGUGCUAUUGAGAUGGUUCUCUCCUGACAAUUCAGUGGAGAUAGGAUAUAAGCUAGAUAACCUCCGGUCGGAGAGUGGGAAGCAGAUAGGAUUUAAGCUAGAUAACUUCCGUUCAGAGAGUGGAAGUGCUUAUAAAUUGGCUGGCCUUUGUAUAUCUUUUAGGCAAGUUCGCAUUUGUGUUUUGGAAAAAUCAAUUGAUACGUUGUGUAAGGAAUGUGUGGGUUGUGCUGCACAGAACGAUUGGUUAAAAACAAAGGGAAAUGAGCAGGUGUUGGAGGCGAGCGCCCCAAAGCUACAGACGGAAGAGCUCGGUGCAUAA
Messenger RNA from Sphenostylis stenocarpa, 1935 nucleotides. The record is from the annotation of a GenBank genome assembly. Lineage: Eukaryota; Viridiplantae; Streptophyta; Magnoliopsida; Fabales; Fabaceae.